AUGUUUAACUCUUCGUCCUCGAAGUCCAGAUAUCUAUAUCCAUCACGUGAUGUCCCGUCUCUUACGCGACGCGACUCGAACAUUUUCAGCUUCGAGACGACGAAGACGCUCGACGUUCAAGUCGAGGCGUCUCUCUGGCAGAUUUUGGGUCCCUCGCUGAAGCUGUCGCUCAGAGGUCUUCCUCCUCUUCAAUUGAGCCGUGCUCAGCUACGACCAAUCCCACCUGCAACGCCCUUAACUCCUACCUCCUAUUCUCACAAGCAGCAAACAAGACUAUAUACAUCCUCGAUAGAAGAUAGGCGCCAUCGAGCGAGCUCCCUGCGCAACGGAGUUCUGCCCUUGUCGACACUUCACGGCAACGGUAUGGCGUCGCCGUCAACCGGCGUCCCAUCAAUAUUCUCGGAAGACGAACUGGACCCUACCACCGAAGAGUCCUCCGUGAACAAAGAACUUUUGGAUGCAGAAAAAUCUCAGUCCAAGUUACAUGCUAAGAAAGAACAGCAGUUGGUGGGGGUAGUCUGCCCACCCCUCAUUAGCCCUUUAUCGGCGUACGAGGGUGCGCUGCCUCCAUAUAAAAUCUCCAAAGAACGACAUGCUCUCAGCACUCUGUUACUCCAAGACCCAGAAUGUACUCUCCAGGACUUCGACGGCUCAGACUUUGUCAGCUUUACUCUUGAUGAUUUCACAAUCUACAGCCGAGAGGUUGGGGGAGAACGACGGCCUGGGAUGGUGCCACUGAAUGAUGUUGCCAAUAAAGAGGGCGGGGCGGUGUUUUUCUUCGACGGGAUACUUAGAUCUGAACAAAAUGCGCAAUCGAAUGUUGAUCCAUUAUACCUGCAGCAGAUUUCGUUCAGCCUCGUAUCCCUAGGUGGAUAUGAGGAUCCAGAUUUGCAUACCGUGGGAACGGAUAUCUGGAUCCAGUCGACCCACUGCAAAAACCAAGGAAAGAUAUGGUAUCGACUAGGGAAGCCAUCGUCAGUGUAUGAACCAUACCACCACUUUUUUGUCUGGUUGGCCGACUUUGCUAAACACUUCGUUGACUACCUGCACGCCGACGGGCAUGAAAAUGUCACCUUGAACCAGUUUAAAGAUAAUUUCUACGACUGGCUAGUUGGCUGUCAUAAGGAUGACCCGACAUUUACGUCGUGGUUACGUGAAUAUGGUUCUCGAGAUUUCAGACACGCUAUCAAUGCCCAUGGGAAGUUUCUGCGAGGCCAAUCUUUCACUGUCGACGCCGAUGCCUUCAGUCGUCAUAAACUCUGGGACGAAAUUGGGCUCUCGCAGACCCCUAUUAUUACAGAACAGCCUAAAGUGAUAACAAACACUGUGGUCACGCCAUUUGUCUACGAAUGUUUCAAGGAUAUGCCUUGGUCUAAUCAUCUUCAACGCGUGGAAUUAGCACCUGAAAUCGAGAGGCAGCAUAAGCAGAUGGUCAAGCGGCAGACCGCAUCCGGCCGUAAAAGGAAGACAAGUGAAACUGGGGAUAUCCUUGUUGGAGACGUUGUCGCUGUUAAAAAGGACAGCCUGUCUGUUUGGAAAGGCGAAGAAGAACUGUGGUAUGCACUCGUCCAAGGGUUUACCAAACAUGGCAGCCUGCAGUUGAUUUGGUUAUAUCGCCCGACUGAUACUGUGUGCACCAAUAUGACCUAUCCAUACGACAAUGAGCUUUUCUUAAGUGACCAUUGUAACUGCCAUGAACAGAGAAUCCCGGUCCAUGCCGUGGUUAAAAAGAUUUCUAUAGACUUCUUUGCCUUUCCCGAAAAUCAAGAUAGCUUUUUCGUCCGACAAACUUACCGAACAAAAGACGAAACUUUCACGACCUUGGUUGAUAGUGACUUUAUGUGUCACUGCCGACUUCCAACGAAGCCCACCCAUCAGUUUAAAAUCGGUGAUACCGUACUUGCAGAGUUCUCAAACACAGUUGAGCCAGCUGAGAUUAUCACCCUAAGGUUCGAUGAGGUUACGCUACGGGUGUUCCUGCGUCGUGGCCGAGACCUCAGAGAGAAAAACUGUCGCCCCAAUGAAUUGGUCUACAGCAACGACAACAUGCGCACAGUUCCCAUAAAUUGCAUCCAGAGACACUGCCACAUUCGUUUUUUCGCUGAAGGAAAAACCAUCCCUUGUCCCUAUAAUAGGGAUGGGGCUGGUGAUGCCUUUUAUAUCCUCUUCUGCAAGGAUGGCGAUAACCUGGUCCCUAUGAAACCCCCUCCUGGAUUUAAACAGGGCUUUGAUCAAUCAACAUCGCUCCCUAAGCUGAAGGCUUUGAAUCUUUUCAGUGGAGGCGGGACCCUUGAUCGAGGCCUCGAAGAAGGAACUGCCAUCCAAAGCAAGUGGGCAGUAGAAUGGGGGCUUCCACAGAUGUUGACAUAUAGGGCUAAUCACCCUAACGGCGAGGAUCUAAAGCUAUUUUGCGGCUCUGUCAAUGACUAUCUCUUCCAGGCUAUUACUGGAAAGGAGAGUGAGUAUAUUGCUCAGCUAGGAGAGGUAGACUUUAUAUCCGGUGGGAGCCCUUGCCAAGGUUACUCCUCUGCCAAUGCCAACAGACAGAGUGAAGAGUCGAUGCGCAAUUCAUCUAUGAUCACGUCUGUUGCAAGUUACAUUGACUUAUAUCGACCCCAAUAUGCGAUACUAGAAAACGUUACGCUUAUGGCAAGCAAAUCACAUAAACAAAACCCUCUAUCUCAACUUCUCUGUGCCUUUGUCGGUAUGGGAUACCAGGCUCGAGUUUUUAGCUUAGAUGCGUGGAGCUUUGGCGCACCGCAGAGCAGAUCUAGGCUUUUUAUUGUUAUCGCAGCCCCAGGGCUUCAUAUCCCAGAUCACCCUCACCUCACCCAUUCCCACCCCGAGGGAACUCGAGGACGAGCUCUGGGGAACGCUCCAAAUGGUCUUACUUUUGGAGAGAGACGUUGGGGUACCCCCGUUUUUGACUUUAUAUCUGCCGGUGAGGCCACAAAGGACCUACCUAAGAUUAAUACCGCACGUAUAAUGUCUAUACCAUGGCCUGAUCAUCGCCCUUCCCGAAUUGAGUCCAAGGCCAGACAAACGGUUCUAGAAAGUAUCCCUAAAGCGCCCCCAGCUCAAGGUCUGGUAGGAGCUAUAGCACGAGGAUGGAUUAAUUGCGCCGAUCACUCCGCCCGCCUGCAAACCCCUGGCUCUAAAGCCUGGACCCGAGUUGACCCUAGCAAGUUGUUUCCAACGGUUACAACUGUAGCUUGCCCCUAUUGCAAAUUUACAGGGCGUUGGGUGCACUGGCAGGAAGACCGUGUGAUAACAGUCCAGGAAGUAAGACGUGCACAAGGGUUUCCGGACUCUGAGGUCCUCAUUGGAACUGCUGCUCAGCAAUGGAAGAUUGUUGGGAAUAGCGUGGCCAGGCAAGUCGCCCUUGCUUUAGGCCUUUCGGUCCGGGAGGCAUGCAUUCGCAAUCAGAAUGGAAAUUCAGCUACGAACAUUGCCAGGUCAGGGGAGGCUAUAAACUCGUCUUCAUCAUCCACUACUCCAACAAGUGCUUGUACGCCGGGGAGACGGCUGAACAGCCUCGUCGUCGAAGUAUCCGUACCAUCCACCAUAGUGGAUAGAUCCGCGAAACGAAGAAAGGUAUUACGCAGCUAG
Messenger RNA from Arthroderma uncinatum, 3609 nucleotides. Its product is annotated as DNA methyltransferase Dim-2. The record is from RefSeq and is a predicted model, not a curated record. Gene Ontology annotation, molecular function: chromatin binding; methyltransferase activity. Lineage: Eukaryota; Fungi; Ascomycota; Eurotiomycetes; Onygenales; Arthrodermataceae. The coding region runs from base 1 to 3609 and encodes 1202 amino acids. The transcript has 2 exons. Gene Ontology annotation, cellular component: nucleus.